CAGAAGCUUACAGUCACCAAGCUUCCUUAUCAGCGUAGUUCUUGAAGUGCUUCGUCGUAGACAAGGAAACCUGUAAAAAUGGCUGUCAAGGUUUGGAUCAUCUUUUACAGCACGUAUGGCCACACUAAGGCUAUGGCCGAGGCAGUCAAGAAGGGUGUGGAGGCUGUAGAAGGCGUUGAGGCUACCAUUUACCAGGUGGCGGAGACCUUGUCGGAGGAGGUGCUGGCCAAGUUGCACGCAGCUCCGAAGUCCGAUUACCCGAUUAUCGACCCGCAACCCCUCCUCCCACGUGCCCCGCACCCACUUCCCCACCCCCACAACUGCUCCCGCUCUCGCAGGUUUGGCAUGAUGGCUGCCCAGAUGAAGGCCUUCUUUGACGCCACCGGCGGGCUCUGGCAGAAGGGCGCCCUGCACGGCAAGCCCGCCUCCAUGUUCACCUCCACCGCCUCGCAGGGCGGCGGCCAGGAGACCACCAUCAUGACGGCCGUCACGCAGCUUGCGCACCACGGCAUGAUCUACGUGCCGUCGGGCUUUGCUGCCGGCCCCGGCAUGUUUGACGUGAAGGAGGCCCGCGGCGGCUCGGCGUGGGGCCCCGGCACUCUGGCUGGCGCCGAUGGCUCCAGGCUGCCCAGCGAGAUUGAGCUGCUGCAGUGCGAGGUCAUGGGCAAGCAGCUGGCCUCUGUCGCCAAGAAGCUAAAGGCGUAAGACAGGACGCCUCCCGAGGGUCGAGCGUGCUAGUGAUCUGUAUGACAUCGUGUAGCGUAUGAUUGAGAUAUGAGAGUUAUGCGUGUAGUCGACUUCCGGUAUGCAGCACGGGGUUUGUGUACCAACACAUGGCUCAAGUACAUGCAAAGGAUGUUGUGUUAAGAAAACUGGAUGUUGUAUAUUUGUUAUACUUUUUUAUGUCGGCUACUGGCGUUGCAUGCUAUCGCUUAUGGGGGCGAAGGACAUCACCAGUUGGCAACAGCUGUAAAGCCUU
Astrephomene gubernaculifera is the source of this 979-nucleotide messenger RNA. NCBI's taxonomy places the organism in Eukaryota, Viridiplantae, Chlorophyta, Chlorophyceae, Chlamydomonadales, Astrephomenaceae. The record is from the annotation of a GenBank genome assembly.